AUGGUAGUGACGAAUACCGGAAACUCAUUGAAAGGUACAAUAGUUGUGUCAAACUGUGAUAAGGAGUCUCUUUCGCAAUCGAAAGAUACAUUAUCUGAUACGUUGACACAAAAAGUUCAAACAGACACCAAAAAUUCUAAUUCACAAGUUCAAGUGAACCAAAUCAGAGAAUUGUCUGAUGGCACACUUGCUCUUGAUUAUGAAUGUACAGGUGUGUCUGAUCAAAAGACAGCCAAAAGUGCACUGAAUACCGCUGUUCAACAAGAUGACGUCAAGCAAACUAUAGUUCAAUCUUCAAAGAGUGAUGCAUCUAAUACAGGCGAUUCAAAACAACAGAAAGCUAACCAGCCAAACCAACCCUCAGUAACUACACAGCCACCAGCACCGACCACGACGCUACCCGCAUCUACCACAAAGCCACCAGCACCAACUACACAGACAGCAGCACCUACCACACAGACAGCCGCACCUACAACCAAACAACCAGCACCCACUACACAGACAGCAGCACCUACCACGCAGACACCCGCACCUACAACCAAACCACCAGCACCCACUACACAAACAGCAGCACCUACCACACAAACAGCUGCACCUACAACCAAACCACCAGCACCCACUACACAAACAGCAGCACCUACCACGCAGCCAACAACUGCAUCGAAAGCAACGAAAGCCACGCAGAAAGCACUCAAAUCAAGCAAGCCAUCGACUGUAGAUUGUGACAAAGAUCAUAAGGUAACAGCGCAAGAUGAUAAGAAUAUUAAUGGGGUUUUAGUAGUCAAAUCAUGUCAUGCAACACGUUUUGCUCGAAAACCAAGUCGAUGUACCAAUGUUGGAAAUAAGUUAGGUUCACUUGUUAAAAAUCGAUUAGACAAAGUUGGUAUUAAGGGCCAAUUUCCUGUUAAAAUUGUGAAAACAUCAGGUGACAAGACACAAACUGAAUUUCAUUAUACAAUACCAUGCGAUAAGUCACAGCAACAGACGGUGAUACAGUCAUUGAAAGAUUCUUGCAAAGACAAAGAUUUCGUUGACACUAUCACAGCAGAAAAUCAACCUGAUGAAGAUGAUUCAAGCUCAGAAAGUGACUCAGGAAGUGCGGAACGUUCAACCCAGCAAGUGGUACAAAGAGCAACACCACAGGACAAAGUGGCUGCCACUACAACUGAACAACCAAUACAACGUAAAACCGCGAAAGUUGGUAGCACAAAGAAACCUUCAGCAACAAAGCGAACAGUUCAAAUGAAAAAUUGUGAUGAUGAUGACAGCGUCCGUGAAGAUGAUGAUCAAACAAUGACUGGUAAAAUUGUUGUUCAAGAUUGUCCUUGUGAAAAACGAUUCAAAAACAAUCGAACACGACUUGCUGUGCUUUCUGCUACUCUUGAUAAGCAACUUCGGACUUAUUACCAACAGCUUUAUAAUACUAAAAUUAAUUACAAAUGUAAUGUGAAAGUACUUAGUGGAAACAGUACACACACAGUAUUCACUUAUACUGUUCAAAUACCAAAAUCUGAUCAUACAAGAGCAAGAGCAGCAUUCAAACUACUGUGCAAAGAUGACGAAGUGAAAAAAACGAUUGAAACAGCAUCAAUCAAACAAGAAGGUGAUGAUGACAGUGACAGUUCGGAAGCUAAUGAUAAUAGUAGUUCCGAAGAAGGUCAAACUGUGGCAACCAUACGUGCUACGACAAAGAAGAUACCUGCUGCCCCGACAGAAAAAUCUACCGAGUCCCAGACACCCAAGAAUCAGGCAGUGUCUACAACUCUCCCUAGCGUGACAUCUAAAGUUGCCACGAAAUCUGGUAAAACACUCAAACCAAGCAAGCCAUCGACUGUAGAUUGUGACAAAGAUCAUAAGGUAAUAGCCCAAGAUGAUAAGAACAUCAAUGGUGUUUUGAUAGUCAAAUCAUGUCAUGCAACACGUUUUGCUCGAAAACCAAGUCGAUGUGCCAAUGUUGGCAAUAAAUUAGGUUCACUUGUUAAAACUCGACUUGACAAAGUUGGUAUUAAGGGCCAAUUUCCUGUUAACAUCGUCAAAACAUCAGGUGAUAAGACACAAACUGAAUUUCAUUAUACAAUACCAUGCGAUAAGUCACAGCAACAGACGGUGAUACAGUCAUUGAAAGAUUCUUGCAAAGACAAAGAUUUCGUUGACACUAUCACAGCAGAAAAUCAACCUGAUGAAGAUGACUCAAGCUCAGAAAGUGACGAAGACAGUGCGGAAGGUGCAACCACUAAAUUUAUACAAAAAGAAGCAUCACACGGCAUAGUGACUGGUACAAGUGAGCAAUCCACACAACGUAAGAUCAUAAAAGCUGGUGCCACAAAGAAACCUCCUACAACGAAGCGAACCGUCCAAGUCAAGAAUUGUGAUGAUGAUAACAACAUUCGAUCAGAAGACGAUCAAACAAUAAGCGGUAAAAUUAUUGUUGAAGAUUGUCCUUGUGAAAAACGAUUCAAAAACAAUGCAACACGACUUGCCGUACUUUCUGCUACAAUUGCUAAACAACUACGCGCUUAUUACCAGAAGCUUUAUGGUACAAGCAUUAAUUACAAGUGCAUUGUCAAUGUACUCAGUGGAAACAAUACACACACAGUAUUCACUUACACUGUGAAAAUACCGAAAGCUGAUCAUACUCGGGCACGAGCAGCACUCAAAUUAAUGUGUAAAGACGAAGAAGUGAAAAAAACGAUUGAAACAGCAUCCAUUAAACAAGAAGGUGAUGAAGAUAGUGAUAGUAGCAGUUCCGAAGAAGACCAAACUGUUGCAAAGCAACCGGCAGUAACAAAGAAGGCGACAGUUGCACCUACAGAAAAACAGACCCAACCUGAGAGAACUCAGAAGCUACAAGUGUCUACAACCGCAGCUGGUGCUCCAUCUAAAGUUGCUACAAAAUCUGGCAAAACACUCAAACCAAGCAAACCAUCAACCGUUGAUUGUGACAAAGACCACAAAAUAACAGCACAAGAUGAUAAGAAUAUAAAUGGUGUUUUAAUAGUCCGAUCAUGUCAUGCAUCACGUUUUGCUCGAAAACGAAGUCGAUGUACCAAUGUUGGUAAUAAAUUGGGUUCACUUGUUAAAAGUCGACUAGACAAAGUUGGUAUCAAGGGCCAAUUUCCUGUUAACAUUGUGAAAACNAACUGCAUCUAUGGGUAUAAUUAG
This is a messenger RNA of Rotaria sp. Silwood2, 3162 nucleotides long. The record is from the annotation of a GenBank genome assembly. NCBI's taxonomy places the organism in Eukaryota, Metazoa, Rotifera, Eurotatoria, Philodinida, Philodinidae.